UCACAGUUGAGAAAGUGCGAGCAAGAGAGACCGAGAAUCACGAUGGCUGAAAUCAGAUGGAUUCAAAUGAUGUUUUUACUGCUUCAGAUUACAGGGGUAGCAACCAAACAGCGUUUCAUUGUCAAAGAAGGAGUUGAAGUCACUUUGCCUUGUAACAAUGCAAUGGGGAACUGUGAGGGAACUACAUGGCUCUUUAAUCAUUUAAAAGAACCAACAGCACUGCUGGCUGAAGGUGGACUGAUUCACAAAGAUGCCAAAGCUAAAGCAGACAGACUGAGUGUUACGGAUACAUGUUCUCUGGGUAUAAAGAAGGUCACAGAGGAGGAUGCUAGUCAAUACACCUGCAGACAGUUCAGAUCAGGAGAACAACAAACAUAUCAAGACUCUCCUGUUUAUCUGUCUGUUGUUAACAUGACUGAGCAUCAGGACAAUGAUGAGGUGACGUUACUCUGCUCUGUGAAGACAUAUGAACGGUGUGAACUCACAGUGAAGUGGCUGCUUCAGGGUCAAGAUGUGGAUAAAGAUCACAGAGAUAUGACGACAUCACAGUCUCUCUGCUCUGCCUCUGUGACAUUUCCGACUUCUCUUUUUAGUUACACAACAAGGUCUGAGUUGUUUACUUGUGAAGUAACUGAUAAGAACACAAGAGACGUACAGGUGUUUCUCUUCAGCCCUCAGUCCUCAGUUCCAGAUUGGUUGAGGCUCAUCAUCGUGUCUGUCGGUUUAGCAUCGCUCAUAAUAAUUGUGGUGACGGUCACGAUAUGGACGAGAGCUAAAGGGAACAAAGCACAGACGGAUGAUAAUGCAGUGCAUAAUGAUGAAGAUGAAGGUGUAGUGACCUAUGAAAACGUUGGAGAACCUUCUGCUUCCAUCAGACUCCACUGAUCAACAAGCUCAACAUCAAAACAAACUCAUAAAGAAAAGUUAAAAAAACGAGUAACAUAAUAUUAGGUAGUUUCCUAUUUGUUGUAAAAAGUAAGUCUAAAUUGGCUUCAACUUUAUAAAGAAAAAAUGACGUUUUUUUCAAGUUUUAAACGUUUUAUUCACUUUUCUUUGUCUGGGUUUAAAUUGACUUUAAGUCUUUUAACGAUAAGUAAUAGUUAAAUAAUCUAUGAAAAAAGAUUGCCCAAAACUUGUGAUGUAAUCGAGAGUAGUUCCUUAAAUGUUGAAAAACGUCAGUUUAAAGCUCACAUUCAAAACAGUUAAUAUAAUACGUUUUUAUUCCUUUCUUUUUCCAGGUUAAGCUUUAGACACACACACACACACACACACACACACACACACACACACACACACACACACACACACACAGGUUUCAAUGAGCUUUCAGCUUCAAUAGAGUCUCUUCAUUAUUACUGAGUAUAGUUUUAUCAAAAUGCCAAAAACGUGUAACAUUAUCCUGAAUGUUUUUCUUUGUUGUUGUCAAAUGUAACUAUACAUAGUGUUCUACUUAGACAUUUUAACAAUUACAUUAUUGUUAUGUUAAAUCUCUUUGUGCACAAAAAAGAAUAGCUUUUCAUUUAUUGCAUUGCUAUAAACAUGUUUGUUAUUAGAUCAAUUUGUUUUUGUACAUGUUACUGUUAGGAUUUGAAUGAGCUUCCAGCCUAAACUAAUUCUAUAUUAUAACUGAGAAUUAUAUAAUCUGUAAAUGAAAGUUCCUAAUACUCACUCAUGCAAUGUGGAAGGUUAUUUCUUUAUUGCAUUAGAUAUUUCUUAAAUUCUGCAAAACUGAAUUAUUCAGGAUGCAGAAUUUCACACAGCUCUUUGUUGAUGUUACUGUUGUUACUGUCCCACACCAAACCGGACUCUAAUUAUUUCUGUGUAACAGAAUCCAGAGAAGUUUCUUGUUCACAUUUCAGACACAUUCCCAGUUUGCUUCAAAUCAGGUUAGAGAUAGAGAAUAUUUCAAUGGUACCAAAAGGAUGCACGGACAAAGGAUGUGGAGUUCCCCAAAGGUCGUUUCGGGAAACUCUUGUUUUCAAACUUUACAUGUACUUUGUAUAUAGACUCUUAUUGCACUAUUUCACUAUUUCACCAUUUCUAUUUUUGUAUUUACUUGCACUAUUUGUUCUGUUUU
This is a messenger RNA of Trematomus bernacchii (emerald rockcod), 2077 nucleotides long. RefSeq lists its product as uncharacterized. Bases 43 to 885 code for a protein of 280 amino acids. Gene Ontology annotation, molecular function: protein tyrosine kinase binding; MHC class II protein binding. The transcript has 6 exons. The record is from RefSeq and is a predicted model, not a curated record. NCBI's taxonomy places the organism in Eukaryota, Metazoa, Chordata, Actinopteri, Perciformes, Nototheniidae. Gene Ontology annotation, cellular component: external side of plasma membrane; membrane raft. Gene Ontology annotation, biological process: T cell activation; positive regulation of ERK1 and ERK2 cascade; interleukin-15-mediated signaling pathway.